CUGAAGGAAGAGAGUGCGUCGAGAGAGAGCGAACGGCACAGACACAACUCGUCAACAGUUCCUCCUCCUCCUUCUCCUCUCUGAGCCCCCACAUACGACCCGACUGGACAGCGCCAAAUUUUUUCACUCGUGUCGUCCAGACUCCUUUUUGGCCGCUGCCCGUUGUCAGUUCCGUUUGCUCGUCCUCCGCUCUUCCGCGCGCUCACACACACAGACUCUCAAUUCGGCCUUUUUUUUCUCUUCUCCUUUUGUCGGUCGAAUUUCUUGACUUGUCCCGUCGACUUGAGUUGACUCCCAUCGCUCCUGACAUAGAGAAGAGACUAGACAGGGGAAUCCAGGAGCCGUUAGAUUCCGAAAAAAAGGAGCCCAUUGCUCUGGUUGGCCGUCGGCUGAAUGAUCAGUGUCAUCGGCCGUUUUGACAACUUGCGAGCAUAAAUAUCGAUCGGGAGCGAAAGGGAGGAGGAGGAGGAAGAAGAAGAAGAACCGCGUGAGGUACGUGGCCCAGGAGCUGGUGGCUAACAAACACACACACUCCCUCCCCCUCACGAAAAAGGGGUGGAGGGGGGAAGCAGCAAAAAGAAAGAAAAAGGGAGGGGUGAAAAAAGCAGCAGCAGCACAGCUCUCUUGCUUUCGUGUGCGUGUGUGUGUGUGCGGAUGUGUCUGUGAGUGUGUCGAGUGUGCAUGUGGCUCUGUGUCUCUCCGGUGUGUGUGUGUGUGAGUGAGCCGGGGUCAGAGAUUUGUGCUUGGCGCUUAAACUCGGCUCUCCCCCACCAGUGUUGGCCCAUCUUCGCCGGACUGAUGUGCUCCUGCUGCCAUCCGUGCGACUCGUCCAGCGCAGUGUCAGUCGCUUUCGCCGGCGCCCAGGCGAUUGUUUUGUAUUGAAACUUUACUCACGCCAAUCCUUUUAUUUUCGGCCGACGAUUCAACUUGUACUUGACAAGGAGCUGGGCAGUUUGUGACGGUUUCUCUCUUUUUUCCGAUUGCCUGGGGAUCCUUGACGGUGGGAAAUCCACUUUGGCAGAGAGCAGAAAUCCAAUCAAUAGAAAAGAGAUUGUCUGUUUGUUUAUCUAUCCAUCAGAUAGAAGGGGGUGAAGAAUCCCAGUUUGUUUUUUUGUUACGACUAGAGAAGAGGGUGUUAACAUAUUUUUAAAAAAGAAAAGAAAAGAAAAAAACGAAUAAUGGCCGCGCCGGCAGAUCGUUCACGCUUCACCACUGAGAAAGUUGACAUCGAUCACGAUUGCCAGGCCAUCGCCGCCAAUUCUCAGGGUCUCAUUGGGGACGGCCAUGAGGAACAGCCCUUUGUCACUGACAAGAAGGAGAAUGACCUGAGCGGCUACGAGCGCAAUCUCUACCUCUAUCAUGAGGAGAGCGAGGAAGGCCGCCCGCGAGUGGCUACGCUGGUCAGCUCGCUGGCCAACUACAGUGCCACUGUCCAGGCGCCAACGGAUCCGGAUGCGCCCGACAAGGCCAAGAGCUCGCCCAAGCUCGGCACCCUGGCCGGCGUCUAUUUCCCGUGCAUGCAGAACAUUUUCGGUGUCAUCCUCUUCAUCCGUCUGACGUGGAUCAUCGGCACGGCCGGCAUCGUCCAGGGAUUUUGUCUCGUCACCAUGUGCUGCACUUGCACCAUGUUGACAGCCAUUAGCAUGAGUGCUAUAGCAACUAACGGCGUCGUGCCGGCGGGGGGUCCCUAUUUCAUGAUCUCCCGUAAUUUGGGUCCCGAAUUCGGCGGCGCCAUAGGCCUCCUGUUCUACAUCGGAACCACUUUUGCCGCUUCGAUGUACGUCGUCGGCGGCAUCGAAAUCCUGGUGAAUUACAUUGCGCCUCAAAUCGCUUUGUUUGGUGAUCCGGCCAAGGACCCGGAAGUCCUUUACAACAAUUUACGGGUCUACGGCACGGCCUUGUUAUUUAUCAUGGGCAUUGUGGUGUUCAUCGGCGUCAAACCCGUCAGCAAGGCGGCCCCGCUGGUCCUGCUAUGCGUCAUCCUCUCCAUCAUAUCCAUCUACGUCGGCAUCGGACUCAACUGGAACGGUUCUGAUAAGCUGUGGAUGUGUUUGCUGGGUAAUCGAUUGCUCUCACAAGAAAAUUCGGGAAAUUGCACCAAAGAGGAAGGAUCGGCUUUGUGGAAUUUGUAUUGCAAGUACACAGACGAGAUCGUGGAAGGAGUCACCAACAUCGGUGCCAAUUUGACCAGCAGAGCGGUCAAAUGCGAUCCUUACUUCCUUUCGCACAACACCUCGCUCGUUCCGGGCAUCCACGGAUUGGCCAGCGGAGUUUUCAUGGAAAACUUGGGAGCCUGGCAUUUAGGUAGCGGCCAAGUAGUGGGCAAGACCAUGAAUGCCAUCGACGUCGAGACUCUGGAUCAGCCGCCUUACAACCAGGUGUUGGCUGAUAUUUCCACGAGCUUCACCCUAUUGGUCGGCAUCUUCUUCCCCAGCGUGACUGGUAUCAUGGCCGGCUGCAACCGCUCGGGAGAUUUGGCCGAUGCCCAGCGAUCCAUCCCCAUCGGAACCAUCAGCGCCAUUCUGACCACCAGCGUCGUCUACAUCAGCGCCGUCUUCUUAUUCGGUUCGACGUUUGACAACCUCAUCAUGAGAGACAAGUUUGGACAGAGCAUUGGUGGCAGCUUGGUCGUUGCUAAUUUGUCGUGGCCCAACGAAUGGGUCAUUCUGAUUGGAAGUUUUAUGGCCACAACUGGUGCCGGCCUGCAGAGUCUCAUCUCGGCUCCUCGGCUCCUCUACGCCAUCUCCAAAGACAAUUUGGUGCCCAUGCUGAACCCUUUUUCGACUCUGUCGGCUUCCGGCGAACCCACUCGCGCCCUCUUGCUGACUCUCGCCAUUUGUCAAUUCGGAGUUCUAUUGGGCAACAUCGAUGUUCUGGCACCGCUGCUCUCCAUGUUCUUUUUGAUGCUCUACGGAUUCAUCAAUCUCGCCUGUGCCCUUCAGACACUGUUAAGGACGCCCAACUGGAGGCCGCGAUUCAAAUACUACCACUGGUCGCUGUCUUUCAUCGGAGCUUCGCUCUGCGUCGCCGUCAUGUUCAUGUCUAGUUGGCUCUAUGCUCUGAUAGCCAUCGCUCUGGCCACCAUCAUCUACAAGUACAUUGAAUAUCGCGGAGCCGAGAAGGAGUGGGGAGACGGAAUAAGUGGCCUGGCUUUGAGUGCAGCCCGAUUCAGUUUACUCCGGCUGGAGGAGGGACCGCCCCACAUCAAAAAUUGGCGUCCACAGAUCCUGACCCUAUGCAAAAUGAAUGCCUACCUCGCACCCAAACAGCGCAAACUGUUGGCUCUCGCCUCCCAGUUGAAAGCUGGCAAGGGAUUGGCCGUCGCCUCGUCUAUCCUCCAAGGUGACAUCGCCAUGUGCACCGACGAAGCGACCACGGCCAGACAGAACUUGCGCAAGGCUAUGGAUGACGAAAAGGUCAAGGGCUUUGCUAACGUGCUGGUUGCCAAGGAUGUCGGCCAAGGCAUUGUCCAUCUGAUCCAGUCGACCGGUUUGGGUGGAUUGAAACCCAACACGGUUAUCUUUGGAUGGCCAAACGGUUGGCGCCAGUCGAUAGAGGAGGAUCGAUCGUGGCGCGUCUUUGUCGAUGCCAUUCACACCGCAGCGGCCAACAAGAUGGCGCUGAUUGUGCCCAAAGGAAUCUCGUCUUUCCCCGAUUCCACCGAGAAGAUCUACGGCCAUAUCGACGUCUGGUGGGUCGUUCACGACGGCGGCCUGCUGAUGCUGCUGCCCUUCCUGCUGCGCCAGCACCGCACUUGGCGUCACUGCAAGAUGCGUCUGUUCACCGUUGCUCAGCUCGAGGACAAUUCCAUUCAGAUGAAAAAAGAUCUCAAGACUUCCCUCUACAAUUUACGUAUUGAUGCCGAGGUCGAAGUCGUAGAAAUGAUGGAUAGCGACAUUUCGGCUUAUACUUACGAACGGACUCUGGUGAUGGAGCAGCGCAAUCAAAUGUUGAAAGAGAUGCAACUCAACAAGCGAGAUCCAUCUGGCGUGAGUGCGGAGGUCGGUGAGGUCCAAGCCGUCGUCGACCAGCACCGACACAACGUCAAGGUGCGCUUCCAGGAUGAAGCCGGCCAUCCGACCGAGGCGGAUGGUUUGAAGGAAGUCAAAGUGGAGCAGCCGACGGAACCUGCCGCUGCGGCAGUUACUCCCUCCGCUGAAGCUUUGCCAGCGGCUGAGAAUGCCAUCCAGAAGAGCUCAAUGGUUAUUCCAACCGUUUCAGUCGACGCUCCGCCGGCGAGUCCAACGUCUUCCGAGCGGGUCGACCAGCCAUGCCCGACUCCGGCGCCCACCAAGAGCAAGAAGGAAACUCUACAGGAGCCGGAUGUCGAAAACGUCCGACGGAUGCACACAGCCGUCAAGCUCAAUGAAGUCAUUGUCCAGCGGUCGCACGACGCCAAAUUGGUCGUGCUCAAUUUGCCAUCGCCGCCGAAACAAACCCGCCUGGGAGGAGGGUCUAACUACAUGGAGUUUUUAGAGGUUUUAACGGAGGGUCUGGACCGAGUCCUCAUGGUAAAAGGUUGCGGACGAGAAGUCGUCACCAUCUAUUCUUAGAAUCGAAACCAUCGAGGAGAGCGUGCUCCACCACAAAGCGUCGAGUGCUAGACAAAAAAGAAAAAAAAAAAGAACUGAAUCAAAAGUUCUCUAGAUACAAAUGCGUCGAAUGAGUGCACUUUGACAUGACGCUUACUCAUGCGCCCCAUCUUCACCCCCCUCCAAUUCCCAUCAUUGUCCGGCGAAUUUUGCGCUCGGCUUUGCCAUUUUUGCUUUGACGGUUACAACAUCCUUUGCGUUCCAUAUAGUUUCGUUUUC
Messenger RNA from Daphnia pulex (common water flea), 4811 nucleotides. RefSeq names its product solute carrier family 12 member 4-like (gene kcc). The transcript is spliced from 19 exons. NCBI's taxonomy places the organism in Eukaryota, Metazoa, Arthropoda, Branchiopoda, Diplostraca, Daphniidae. The record is from RefSeq and is a predicted model, not a curated record. Gene Ontology annotation, molecular function: potassium:chloride symporter activity. The coding region runs from base 1179 to 4553 and encodes 1124 amino acids. Gene Ontology annotation, biological process: chemical synaptic transmission; potassium ion import across plasma membrane; chloride ion homeostasis. Gene Ontology annotation, cellular component: membrane.